Molecule: messenger RNA, 1310 nt
Organism: Cajanus cajan (pigeon pea)
Lineage: Eukaryota; Viridiplantae; Streptophyta; Magnoliopsida; Fabales; Fabaceae
Product: NDR1/HIN1-like protein 12
Biological process (GO): defense response to other organism
Cellular component (GO): plasma membrane
Source: RefSeq, a predicted model, not a curated record
UUAAAUCUUGAGUUAUAAGUAUGGAUAAAAGUGAAAAGAAGGAAUGCAUAGUUAUUAAGAGUUGUCCGUAGAGACUUUAGAAGAACAUUAAAGACGAAGAUACCUUGUUGGGGAGAAAGAAAGAAAAAAUAAAAAGGAGGAGAGUAGGGCAAUAGCAGAAGGUGGUAUAGGAGAGAAAUGCUUAAACGCUAGGAAAGGAAGAUACCAAAACCUUGGGAGGAAUAAGAGAUAUCUUUGUGCAGUUCCCCAUCUCCUCCCUCUGCAUAAAACUCCGAAACACAUGGCUUGAUUUCCUGCUGACGAGUGCCGCACAGCACCCUGCAGGCUGCUCCCUCCAUGCCCUCCCACCGCGACCACGGCCACGCGGCCGAGCACCACCAGCCCAGGCUCAGAAGAAGACUCGUCAACACCCACCACAGCGCCAACACGCACCCCUUGAUCUGGCUCGCCGCCAUCCUCUGCACCGUCAUCGCCAUCGGCGUUGUCAUAGCCGGCAUAGUUGUCUUCGUGGGCUACGUCGUCAUCCACCCCAGAAUCCCCGUCAUCAGCAUCACCAACGCCCACCUCGACCUCCUCAGCAACGACUACGCCGGCCUCCUCCAGACGCAGCUCACCAUCAUGGUCCUCGCGCAGAACGGCAACGCCAAGGCGCAUGCCACCUUCUCCGACGUCCGCUUCAACCUCAGCUACCAGGGCCAGGCCAUCGCCGUCAUGGUCGCCGGCAUCAUCGAGGUCCCCAAGAACAGCUCCCAGACGCUGCGCUAUGUCGUUCAGAGUAAGUCAAUCCCGUUGACUCCCGAACAGAUGGAGGAGGUGGACCAGUCGUGGAAGCGUGACAUCAUCGGCUUCGACGUUAAGGGAAGCGCCAGGACGCGGUGGAGGGUAGGGCCCUUAGGUUCGGUUAGGUUCUGGUGCAACUUGGAGUGUCAACUCAGGUUUCACCCUUCCAAUGGGAGUUACAUUAAACACUCCCGCUGCACCUCCGAGUCCAAAUGAUUCUUUCUUCAUUAAUCGCUCUCUUUCGCAUUGUAAACAUAACACACGACCACAAUUCCACAAACAAACUCGAUCCCAACGUAUUUUCCUACCUUUUUUUCUUCACCAACUAGAUUUUACGGGUAAUAAAACUGGGUAUCUUUUAGAUUCUUUGCUUUUGCAGGACAUAUUAUUUUUCGAUCCUGCUAUCGGCCACGCUUUUUAGGAAGCUUAUGCCUUUAAUGCUACUGAAUAAUUGAUGUUCUUCACCUUGUGUGGAACAAGUUAUCGAGUUAUAGAUGUUUUCGGAAAAAAAAAGACAAAAGGUUAACUUA